Messenger RNA from Salvia miltiorrhiza (redroot sage), 2538 nucleotides. RefSeq lists its product as uncharacterized. The record is from RefSeq and is a predicted model, not a curated record. Gene Ontology annotation, molecular function: beta-glucosidase activity. NCBI's taxonomy places the organism in Eukaryota, Viridiplantae, Streptophyta, Magnoliopsida, Lamiales, Lamiaceae. Bases 430 to 2229 code for a protein of 599 amino acids. The transcript is spliced from 9 exons. Gene Ontology annotation, biological process: glucan catabolic process.
AAUAAAGCAUACCAAAAUCAGCCGACCAUUUCUUCUCUUCCAUGCUUUCCCGAAAUCAUUAGUUAUAGUUGCAACACAGUCAAUUUCCCAAUAUGAAUAUUUGAAUGGAAAAUGAAGUCCCAAUUUAAGAAUAUACAUGAAUGCAGACUCUCUCUCCUUCAGAAAAUAUUCCCGAGUAUCUCUUUCGCUCAAUCCAUAUCAUCAUAUUUGUCAUUAUUCCCAACGACAUUCACGAGCGAAGAUUUUACCAAUUAUGGAAACAUUAUUUAAGCUUAGGAAUAAAAUACUCUGUAGAUUCCUCUCUCCAGAUUGAAUUAAAUAUUGCAUUAUUUUCAGCUCUUCACUAGUUGAGUGAGUGAGUGAGUUUGCAACCUGAGAUUUGCUGCUCCUCUCGUGCGCUUGGUGUGAAUUGUUUCCAUCUCGAACGCCAUGGAUUGCGUGUACAAGGAUCCCAACGCUCCCGUGGAAGCGCGUGUGAAGGACCUCCUCUCACGGAUGACUCUCCUCGAGAAGAUCGGCCAAAUGACUCAGAUCGAGCGCAGCGUGGCGUCCGCUUCAGCCAUCAGAGACCGCUUCAUCGGAAGUGUGCUGAGUGGAGGAGGAAGCAAGCCAUUUGAGAAUGCGAAAUCGGCGGAUUGGGUGGAUAUGAUUGACGGCUUCCAGAAGGGGGCUCUGGUGACGCGCCUCGGCAUCCCCAUUUUCUACGGCGUCGACGCCGUCCACGGGAACAACAAUGUCUACGGCGCUACCAUUUUUCCUCACAACAUUGGCCUUGGCGCCACUAGAGAUGCCGAUUUAACUAGGAAAAUUGGGGAGGUAACGGCUAUUGAAGUAAGGGCAAGCGGAGCCCAUUAUGCAUUUGCUCCAUGUGUUGCUGUUACCAGAGACCCCAGAUGGGGAAGAAGUUAUGAAAGUUAUAGUGAAGACACUGAAGUAGUCAGAAAGAUGACCUCUCUUGUUACAGGCUUGCAAGGUCAGCCACCUGAAGGGCAUCCAAAGGGAUAUCCAUUUCUGGCUGGAAGAAAAAAUGUUCUUGCGUCUGCCAAGCAUUUUGUUGGUGAUGGUGGAACUGAGAAAGGCAUAAAUGAGGGAAAUACCAUAACAUCCUAUGAGGAUUUGGAGAGAAUUCACUUGGCACCAUAUCUGGAUUGUCUUUCCCAAGGAGUUUGCUCUGUAAUGGCAUCAUACUCUAGUUGGAAUGGAAGGAAAUUGCAUACUGACCAUUAUCUUCUUACCGAAGUUCUUAAAAAGAAGCUAGGAUUCAUGGGCUUUAUAAUAUCAGACUGGGAGGCAUUGGACCGGCUUUAUGUCCCUCAUGGUUCAAAUUAUCGUCAGAGUAUCCUAUCAACCAUAAAUGCGGGAAUUGAUAUGGUAAUGGUUCCUUUUAGAUAUGAACUGUUCUUGGAUGAAUUUCUGUCUCUUGUUGAGUCAGGGGAGAUACUAAUGUCCCGGAUUGAUGAUGCUGUUGAGAGGAUCCUGAGAGUGAAAUUCAUUGCUGGACUGUUUGAGUAUCCUCUGGCUGACUUAUCUUUACUAGAAGUAGUUGGUUGUAAGGCACAUAGAGAAUUGGCACGUGAAGCUGUUCGCAAGUCCUUGGUUUUGUUAAAGAAUGGUAAGGAUGGUAAGAAACCUUUGCUCCCUCUUGACAAGAAGGCUAAGCGAAUUCUUGUUGCGGGAACGCAUGCUGAUAACCUUGGAUAUCAGUGUGGAGGGUGGACAAUUACCUGGGAGGGAACAACUGGCAGAAUAACUGAAGGAACUACUAUUUUGGACGCUAUAAAAGAAGCAGUGGAAGACGAGGCAGAAGUGACAUACGAAUUAAAUCCAUCUCCAGAAACAUUUUCUGGCCAAGAUUUCUCUUUUGCUAUAGUGGCUGUGGGUGAGGGUCCUUAUGUUGAAUCUGGUGGUGAUGAUUUGGAGCUCAAAAUUCCUUUUAAUGGAGCUGAGUUGGUGAGCUUAGUUGGAGAUAGAGUUCCAACAUUGAUGAUUCUGGUCACAGGAAGGCCUUUGGUUUUAGAGCCACAGCUUUUGGAAAAGAUCGAUGCCUUGGUUGUUGCUUGGCUGCCCGGUUCCGAGGGCAGGGGAAUCACGGAUGUUGUAUUUGGAGAUUAUGCAUUUGAAGGACGAUUGCCCGUGACAUGGUUCACGAGUGUCGAUAAGCUUCCGAUCCAUGCAGGGGAGAACUCGUCCGACCCUCUGUUCCCGUUUGGGUUCGGGAUAUCAUGCUAAAGCUGUGAGCUAAUCUUGAAUUUGGCAGUGGUAAUAAAACAUUAAUUACAUCAAGAUUACAAAAAAGAAGCAGCUAUUCAAAAUUUUUACAGUGAGAGACAGAUUUAUAUAUUGAUAUGUGUUUUCUAUAUAGUAUGAAGAGGCCAAGAUCAGCAGCAGGGCGUAUUAUGAAGAUAUCUUGCCUUAACUUGUUUGGUUGAUUCUUCUUCUUACUGUCUGUUAAUAAGCAGACAAUGCAAUUGUGAAAAAAAAUGUGUAUUACAAAUUAUUGUUAAAAGCGUUACGGUGAGAUAUUUAUACGUUUCCUCA